Molecule: messenger RNA, 1513 nt
Organism: Filobasidium floriforme
Lineage: Eukaryota; Fungi; Basidiomycota; Tremellomycetes; Filobasidiales; Filobasidiaceae
Product: cytoplasm protein
Exons: 5
Coding region: 366-1415 (349 amino acids)
Cellular component (GO): cytoplasm
Molecular function (GO): GTPase activity
Source: RefSeq, a predicted model, not a curated record
CAAUCCUUUUCUUUUUACGUUGCCAUGUUGCUAUCGCCUUCAGGCUCGAACACGUAUUGCUCUCCGACGAUGCAUCGGUGAAACCCAGGGCUUCGGUAAUGGCCUGAAGAAACCUGGACCUUGUUCAUGGGUAGAAUCCACGGUUAUACCUCGAUGUCCGUGUGGACCGGCUUGUCGGUCCUCGCCGUUCCCUUGAGCCUCGAAAUGUUGACGAUCGACCAGAGAAAGAUUGCCAACGGCUACCAGGAUCUCAACAUCGGUCUCACAAUCAGACGCCCAACAACGGAUUCAAGCUGGAACAAAGAAAUAGAGUACAUUGACCGUCCCAAUCAUAACCAAACGAAGCACCGAUAGGAGACUGGACGAUGGCAGCCUUUGCUCAGCUCGUGACGGGACCUCCAGGAGCGGGCAAGACGACCUACUGCCAUGGCAUGCAUCAGUUCCUCACGGCGCUCGAUCGACCUGUAGCGAUCAUCAACCUCGAUCCGGCCGUUCCCAACCCUCCUUACCCCUGCGCCCUCAACCUGAACGACCUCAUCUCGCUGGAAGAGAUCAUGCACGACAACCAGCUCGGUCCGAACGGAGCCAUGCUCUAUGCCAUGGAAUACCUCGAAGCCAACUUUGACUGGUUACAAGAAGGGUUCGAGAAGCUCAUCGAGAGGAAUAGAGGAGAAGGCAGGGGACCGGCGUAUUUCGUGAUAGAUACGCCGGGGCAGGUGGAGUUGUGGACGAAUCACGAAAGUCUGAAGAGGAUCGUCACGAGGUUGACCAAGAUGGAUUACCGGAUAGUAGCCGUCCACCUCUCUGACGCUCAUUACAUUACCGACGCUUCGAAGUACAUCUCGGUCCUCCUCCUCGCUCUACGGGCCAUGCUCCAGCUGGAACUUCCGCACGUGAACGUGUUGAGCAAGAUGGACCUCGUCACCAAGUAUGGAGACCUGCCGUUCAACUUGGAAUACUAUACCGAAGUACAAGACCUCGAAUACCUCGCCGGAUCGCUCAAGAACGACCGGGCGGGAGAGAAGUACGUCAAGCUGAACAAGGUCAUCUGCGAGCUCGUCGAGGAUUACGGGUUGGUAGGGUUCGAGACGCUGGCCGUCGAGGAUAAGCGGUCGAUGCUCCAGCUUUUACGACUAUUGGACAAGGCAAUCGGAUACGCUUACAUCCCUCCCAAAGGAGCUCGUGUGCGACCGAUAGACGAAGACGAAGACGGAGAUGAGGAUGAGAUCAUCGUCGACCCCUCAGACGCCGUCUCAGCCCAACAAAGCGCAGGGAUGGGCCAUGAUCUUCAGGGUCUGACAGGUCUUAGCGGGGUGAUGGACGUACAAGAACGAUGGGUGGAUAAUCGGGAGGCUUGGGAUGCGUUCGAAAAGGAACGGGAGGAGAGGAUGAGGAAACAGGGCGCUGGGAUGUGAGAAACGCAACUUGUUAGAGGGUUCAGCAUUGAUGAAGAGUUGUAUUAACGCGGAUAGACGGACAUCAUCGUGUAGCAAUAACAUUAGCAUUUGGGUUU